CCACACGCACCACUGUGCAGCGAACUUUCGACUCGGCACUACGUUCAACACACAGACAAUAAAACAUACAUUAUUAUAUUAUAAUAAUUAAUAAUUAUGCUUUUAUAUCAUUUGUGACUAAGUGAGUCUUUCUAACUGCAGUGGUGAAACAUUUUUAAAAAUGCAACUUACGGACGUUUUCUGCUAUGUUCUACUGAUGAUAACAACAAUAUCCAUGUACGUCGACGCUGAAAAUGAAAAUGGCCUCUCAGAGAACAAAACAGAAAAACGGAUAUCUAAGCGCGAGGCGGCAAUAUACAUCGACACCUUUCCAGUAGAGCCUAUGUACCAACAGAGGCCUAGAGUAAUAUACAGACGUAUUUCUAAACAAAGAUACCACAGUCCAAAACCUAAAUACGGACCUCCACCAACAAAGUAUAGAUCGUCCAAACCAUGGAAACCAUCUAAGAAGUACAGAAGAACAACUAAACCAAAGUACGGUCCACCAAGUUACAAAAGGUAUCCUAAGCCAAAAUAUGGACCUCCGAAAACGAAAACUCAUAAAGUUGUUUACGGCCCACCUAAGAAGGUACCGCUCAAUUCAUUUUAUCCACCAGAACCUAUUAGCUUUGGGGAACCACCUACAGGUAACGAAGAAUAUCAAACUCCGAACCAAAGUUUUGGUGAGCCCCCGACGGAUUCCUACGGCGAACCUAUAAAGGAUCUUUAUAUACCUGAAGAUUUUCCACAAGCCACAAAUUUCCCGGACACAUUUGUAAAUUUCAACGAUUUUAACACAAACUUUAACUAUAAAUCAUGGCAGAACUAUCAAAGCGAUCAGAAUCACAACAUCGAUAGCAACGUUGCUUACUCUAAAAAGCGUCCUAUGUACGUUAAACCUGAUCCCUCAUUCGUAGCACAAGAUGAAGACUUCGAUCUAACGCCAGCGUACUCACAUAGAUACAAACAGAGAGAAGUUUUUACAGAUCUAGAGCCGUUACCAUUUGAGAAAAAAAUUAGUCUUCGCAACGUAAAUAAGAGAAUAAAAAUUAAACCACACAGACCACCAAAACUAAAUGACCCAGAAUCUGAAGCUGAAGAAGUUUUGGUUGGUGGCCGUAAUGCCGAACCACCGGAAAGAUAUGUACCCAAGCUUACGAUAUCUAAAUAUUCAGAUGACAAUGAUUUUAUGCCGUUAAAAGGGUACAUAGAUCCCGACAUAGCAUUAUCAGCAACAAUGUCUCCCUAUGUUAAUUACAAAAAUACCAAUAUGGCGUUCAGUCCACAAAAUUUAAAUGAUGCAUUUAGUAUAGUUGAUAAGUAGUUAAUCAGUAAUAUAUAUUAAGUAUUAGUAUAGUGAUACUUUUAAUUAAUUUAUUCUUACGCUAUUGGUACAAAAGUGAAGAUUUGGUGAACAUCUAUGGUGAAUAACAUAAGCCGCUUUCUAAAUUUUGGUAAACAACAUGUCCAAAGGUUAACUUUAAUACUGGAUUUACUAGUACGCAAUGUAAUUAUUAUAUUUAAGUUUUCUUUGUAAAACCGACAUCACCGGCAAUGAUUGUUGUAUGCAUAAAAUAAAAGAUGAAUUUUGUA
Bicyclus anynana (squinting bush brown) is the source of this 1572-nucleotide messenger RNA. Its product is annotated as adhesive plaque matrix protein-like. The coding region runs from base 161 to 1303 and encodes 380 amino acids. The record is from RefSeq and is a predicted model, not a curated record. The transcript is spliced from 2 exons. Lineage: Eukaryota; Metazoa; Arthropoda; Insecta; Lepidoptera; Nymphalidae.